This is a messenger RNA of Seminavis robusta, 1113 nucleotides long. The record is from the annotation of a GenBank genome assembly. NCBI's taxonomy places the organism in Eukaryota, Bacillariophyta, Bacillariophyceae, Naviculales, Naviculaceae.
AUGACAGAAAAUACCAAGAAUGGAGACAACAGCAAACUCCACAACAAGAGGUCUACAGCCCGGAUUAUGAAAAGCUUGGAUUCCACCCAUCGGGCUCUGAAUACCAUGGCUAUUCUGGCAUUUCUGCUACUUUUGUUCCUUUUUUAUUGGUACUGGACAAGCGACGAGUUUGUGACACCCGCCAAGAUUGCCGAGUGGUCUUCCCACAAGACCAUUGUCAUUACGGGUGCCAACUCGGUGGUUUCCUUUGGAGUGCUCGUACACUUGCUACGAGCCAAUACAGCCGAACACAUCAUUAUGGCUUGUCGCAGCGACACGAAAUGCCAAGCUACACUCGCACAAGUCCAGCAACACUUGGGCGUCACUGAAACUACGACGUCUAAAGUGAAGGUGUCCUUGGUAUCCUUGGAUUUGACAUCCCGAGCAUCCAUUGAACAAUGUGCCAAGUCGAUUAUUGCGACAGCAGCUACAACUCAACAACAACAAUCAUCAAUAUCAAAAUUAUCCAAAAAUAUGAUUCUCGUGUGGAAUGCCAAUGACAGUGUACACGAUCCCAUUAUGGUCAAUGGAAUGGGACAUUUGUAUUUGACACAUUUGCUAUAUCCACAACUGCAACGCGUCGUCGUGGCGGCCAGUAUCGUGGGUGGCGUCCCUUGGGAUGUCCUCCAACCAUGGGAGCAAUCUUCGUAUCCCAGUUGGUUCCAAUUACCCGCGCAAUAUGGAACAUCCAAGCGCACCAUGCUCUUUUUAGCCCAGCAAUUAUUGUUGCUGCAACAAUCACAAUCAUCACAACCACAACUCCAAGUCGUUGCCACUCAGGCCGGAUUGACCUGUGAUGAAACCGAAGCAUGUCAUGCCAUUAGCAUGACACCCAUCGAAGGGGCUCAUUCGCAUUUACGAGCCAUGCUGGACCCAGACUUGCAACCAGGAGCCUACCUCGGACAUCGAUGGAUUUUGUGGGGGAAAACAAUCAUUGCUGGAACAUUGGAAUCCUCGUGGUAUCACAUGCAUUUGUCUGGCGAAACUCGACAACAACUAUGGGCUUGGAGUUUGAAAGAAUUGGGCAUCCAAGAGUUUGGCAAUAAUCCUUCUGCUUCGACAACAACAAAGUAG